Messenger RNA from Penicillium maclennaniae, 1791 nucleotides. RefSeq names its product flavin-containing monooxygenase. The record is from RefSeq and is a predicted model, not a curated record. Gene Ontology annotation, molecular function: N,N-dimethylaniline monooxygenase activity; NADP binding; flavin adenine dinucleotide binding. The coding region runs from base 1 to 1791 and encodes 596 amino acids. Lineage: Eukaryota; Fungi; Ascomycota; Eurotiomycetes; Eurotiales; Aspergillaceae. The transcript is spliced from 4 exons.
AUGACUCAAUCAAUUUCAACUGAAAGCACUGGGGGUGAGGCGCCAUGCAAGCCUAUCGAGGCGACAGAGGCCUACCGCAACAAAUUCCCAGUAGCCUAUGAACAAUCAAAGCUCCCUUUUGAUACCCCGAGAAAGGUCAAGGUUAUCCUCGCAGGUGCAGGUAUUAGUGGAAUUUCCUUUGCUCAUGCUGUGGAGACUGGCCAACUACCCAACGUCGAUCUUCAGAUUCUUGAAAAGAACGUUGGAUUGGGAGGCACCUGGCUCGAGAACCGCUACCCUGGAUGCGCAUGUGAUAUUCCUUCUCACAACUACUUGUUUACAUGGGCGCCAAACCCCAAGUGGUCUUCAUUUUACGUCUCCGCACCUGAGAUCCUUCAAUAUAUCGACAACGUCGUUGAUAAGUUCGAUCUGCGAAAAUAUGUCACUACUUGCCGCAAGAUUACCAGCGCCGUCUGGAACGAUGAGAAGCAGAAGUGGAUUGUCACCAGCAGAAACACAGAUGGCCGUCGCACUGUCGUUUCCUCGAUGGGUGUGACCGAGGGUGAGACCGGCGAAGACAUCGUCGAGGAAUGCGAUGUGUUCGUCAAUGCCAGUGGAUACCUCAACGACUGGAGAUGGCCCAACCUUCCUGGCCGCGAGAACUACCGAGGCGUUCUCGCCCACAGCGCCAACUACAACCCCGAAAUUGACCUGCGGGGCAAGCGUGUCGCCGUCAUUGGUAACGGAAGUAGUGGUAUUCAAGUCACUGCAGCCGUGCAGAAAGUCGCCAGCCACGUUGGUGCCUAUAUCCGAUCCCCGACCUGGGUUACAGCCAACUUGGGCUCAAGAUUCAUUGGUCAAGGUGUACCCAACAUGACCUAUGACGAAGAGCAACAGAAGAAGUGGAUAGAGAAUCCGGAAGAGUACCUCACUCUUCGCAAGGAAAUUGAGAAGGAACUGAACUUCCGAUUCCCCUUGUUUAUCAGAGAGACCGAGUUCCAAGAGAUGGCGAAGAACUUCACAAGCAAAGACAUGCGCUCCAAGCUUGAGAAGAAGCCCGAAGUUGCGGAUCGCAUUAUUCCUUCCUUUGGCGUUGGAUGCCGUCGUCCGACUCCUGGACCAGGCUAUCUGGCAGCGCUUUCUGCUGAUAACUGUGAGGUCGUUUGGGGUGAGAUCGACUCUUUCACUAAGACUGGUCUGAAGUCCAAGGAUGGCACGGAGCGCGACUUUGAUGUUAUCAUCGCCGCAACCGGUUUCGAUAUGUCUUUCGUGCCCCGUUGGCCAAUCAUCGGCCGAAACGCCUGCUACCUGUCCGCAAUUGCGCAGGAUAUGCCCAACUAUUUCAUCUACAUGGGACCCGGCAGCCCGGUUGGCCACGGUAGUAUGAUCACCUCUAUCGAGAGAAUCACUCUCUACCUGGUGGACAUGAUCAGAAAGUUGCAACGGGAGAAUUACUCUUCAUUCCGUCUCAAGGAUGGGAAGGCCAAGGCAUACCAGUUCCAGAUGCUUUCAUGGCUCGAGAAGACGGUCUGGGGUGACACUUGCCAGAGCUCCUUCAAGAACGGUCUGGAGAGCGGUGCAUUGCAUGCCUUCCACCCUGGUUCGCGGCUGCACUACUUCGAGUUACUUCGGAGACAUCGUUAUGAGGACUUUGAGUGGGAGAGCCGAUGCCCUGAGCCGGGUCUGGAUUUCGCUUGGUUGAACAAUGGUUUCUUGUCGCAUGAGUUGGCUGAGGAGGAGGGUGCUGACCCUACUUGGUACCUAGAUCAAGAUCAUGCUACUUUGGUGAAGUUUGUUGGUGACAAGGCCUGA